ACGAAUCACAGGUUGCUUAGGGUCAAGGAAUGCUCACCUAAAAAUAUGACAUAAAGCAAACAUGGCACCACUCCAGAUUGUUCAUGUCCGCCACGACGCGCAUGUUAUACCGGCCUAACAUUAUUGAAUUGAAAGAUCGACGCUGAUGGAUGUCAGGGUGUUUAUCAGUCUUGGAGCAUUAUUUUCUGUACAAUUUCUACUAAACCCGCGGAAAUUUGAGAAAGAGAGGCUUUUAUAUAGCAAAAGGAAAUUCAACUAGCUAACAUGGGAACCUGCACGUCAUUAGUUAACCAAAUACCGCACGUAGUACAGCAUUGUACGUGACGUACAAUGUACAUUGUACGUGUACAAUGUUACGCCUACUGGUAUGAUAUCAUUUCGAAGGAAGUUUCUCGUUUAAAAGCAGAAAGGAAACUAGCAAGAACCAGUGCUGUUUAGUUCAAAGAGAAGACAGAACGAUGUUCAGUGGUUAUUCAUUUAUUGAUAUCACUGGUGAUUUCAAACAGAAUGCGAAUUUACAAGAUUUUCUCGAUGGGGAUGAACGAUUUGGAAGUUGACAUGCGUGAAUACAACUUCAACCUAACAAGCCCAAAAUAUAUUCUGAAUGGCAUUAUAAGAGAAUGUGAAAUACGCAAAGUCAAAAAGGUUGUUUUUGAACUAAAAGAAUUGGAUGAUUUUGAUAAGUUUUUCCUAAUCAAGAAGGAGAUGGGACGCGUGCUUGCUUUUGAACAAAAUUUACCUGAUUUUCUAUUGGAAGAGAUUUCAUCCGAAGGAAAAUGUCAACAUCCUUAUUGGCCAGAUAACUGGACAACUUCAGUUACAUAUGUCCAUGAUCCAUCUCAAUUUGGUCUAUCGCAAAAGAACUGCUUAACUUCUUACCUUGGCAAAAUCUGUGCUUUGCCAAACUUAGAAAGACUUGCCUUGUAUGGAAUUUGUUGGAAAAAGCUCCCACUUUUCUUUGGGGUAUUUCCAAAGUUGAAAAGAUUCAAAUUGGCAGAUACUAGAAUCUCAGAACUUCCUCAAGCAAUGCGUUUUUGUAGUGAAUUGGAAGUACUUGAGCUUGACGGGAACAAAUUCAAAGUCUUACCAUUUUGGAUAACUAAGUUGAAAAAACUAAAGACUCUUUCAAGACAUCAAAAUUUUCUUGAAAGAAGUAUAAAUAAGGAUUCUUAUGAAUGGCAUGGCCGGGCUCAAUCCUUUCUUGAAUCCCCAAAAAGUCUUUUUCAGCUAUCAGCUAGAGCAGCAAUUCCAGGUUUCUUUAAGAAGGGAUGUAGCCAAGAAUUACCAAUAGAAGUGUCUCAAGAACUGGUAAAACUUUUAGCAAGGAUGAAAGUCUGUGACAUUUGUUCAAAGGCAUUCCCUAAUGAUGAAUAUAUUCGAAUGCAAGAUACAGUUUCCAACUUUAAAGGUUACUCACUCAUUCCAUUUGAAGCAAUUGUUUGCUCAGAGAGCUGCUUUAGGGAUCUUGUGGCAGAGUUUUUUGCAAUGAAACCAAGUACAAGCAAAAAAGAAGAGUAUUGUUUUGACGUUAAAAACUCCAAUUUUCCUUUUUCAAACCUUCUCUGCUGCUCAUGAAUUUUCUGCAGAAGUACCAAUGCUGGGACUUGAAAUUUGGGAGAAGAUAUCAUGAAGAAGAAAUACUUGGUUUUAGAAAACUGGUAAUACGUCUUAUUGGAAAGUUAAAAGGGAUAUGAUAACCCUAUACUAACUUUGGAGCCCUUUCAAAGAUGCUAAAAAUUUAUGCAAAUUGCACUGAAAAGCGAAAGUACGGUUAGUUUAAUUGAUUAUUGAAGAAACUUUGGUCAUUAUCCAGCGUUAAUUCUCUGAGGAAUGUCAAACGAAAAGCACUUUGGUAUUUUCUGUUUUCACAUUUCAGUGCUUUUGCCAAACUACCAUUUUGUAACCUAGGGGCCAACUGGCUAAUGCAUUAGCAAAACAUUUGAAAGAUAGAUACGCUGACCAAAUUGAAUUUAAAAUUAAUUCUCCUACUGAUUAUCUCUGAGGGUCCUUUUACAAGGUCAACUAUUUUCAUCAGAUAUUCAUCCUGUAUUGAUAAUUGUAAAUAAAAGUUAAAUAUUUUGUUAUAUUUUAAAAUAUUAAUAUCUGAUGAAAGACUAAUGAAUGAACUAGAUUGUGUAGCAGGGUAUGUAAAUUAUCAAAAUUUGGCUAAUGUAAUAUGAAUUUGGCUUACGAUUCGUUUCUCGCUUAAAUAAUGUGAAUAUUUAAUAUAAUUGUUUAAUAUAUAAUAGUGUAUUGUGUACUAAUAUUUUUAUUAUAUUUUUCCAUUAACUUUA
Rhopilema esculentum is the source of this 2294-nucleotide messenger RNA. RefSeq lists its product as uncharacterized. The record is from RefSeq and is a predicted model, not a curated record. Gene Ontology annotation, cellular component: cytoplasm. Lineage: Eukaryota; Metazoa; Cnidaria; Scyphozoa; Rhizostomeae; Rhizostomatidae.